UUUUUUUUCUUUUUUUUUGCGUGUCAACCAGAAUAAAUAUGAGCAACAACUUGACUGCAACAACUUCAGUGGCCAAUGAGUUCACAAACGAAUUUACAAAUGAAUUUAUAGUGGAUGAUCAAGAUGAACUUCAUUCACCUGUGCCUGAUGCGGUUGCCGAGCCUUAUGGUGGAAUCAGUCAAGACUAUCGACAAGACACAGUGUUUGUGUUGACUAUUGACGCAGACAAUAAACAACCAGGUACUUUGACGGGCGAACAAUGUCCAAUGACAGAUAUCAUGAGCAAUAGUUAUGAACUCCUUUGUUCUCAGUACCCUCAUUGGCGUCGUAUGCUCUCUGACGAAUACAUGCGAAAUACCAAACUCGACAACGAUACCACGACAAAGACAACGGCACAGCUUGUGUUACUACAUAUUGAUGACCAUGCCUGGGCUUCAGUGAUUCAUUAUUUGACAGGCACGAAAUUCUUUCAUCAACCCGAUAUCUAUACCAAAUUCUGUCUCGACUCUGGUGAUCCUACCAGUCAGUUGCCUGCAGCACACGUCAAGUUUCUUGGUCAAAAACUACCCAUCACGAAAGAACACGAACGGGAUUGGCAUAGUAAUCGAAAGGUGGAUGCUUGGAGACGCGCUCUUUUGGCCAAAUUCGCACAAAAUGAAGAUUUGCAGAGAGCAUUGAUAUUGACAGGAUGGGCAAAACUAGUAGACAAACAAGGUGUGCCUCAACAUUUACUAAUGUGGGUGAGAACAGUAUUGCGAGGUGAUCAUCAGUCUUCAACAAAGGAAACCAACAUAGAGACAAUUCCUUUAAAACAAGAUAAAAAUGUAGAAGAGGUGCUUCGUGUGAUUGAAGGUUUAUUUGGUAAAGACAGACAACAUAUUUUAUCUUCCAUCUUGAGUGGCACAGGCAAUGACAAUCUAAAAGAACCUGUCAAGAAAAUAGUUGAAGCAAAGCCUGUGGAAAUGAAAGAUGCAGUUGGAUAUUUAGAGCAAAUCAAGAAUGAUGAACCACCUCAAACUUAUCAUAAAUUCUUAGAAAUCAUGACAGACUUUAGAUCAGAAAAGUAAGUUGUCCUUUGUAUUUCAGCUUACUUAAAGUCUACAGGAUUAAUACCCCUCAAGUUUUGGAGCGUGUCACGGCACUGUUUAAAGGAAAACCUUGGCUGAUUCGUAACUUUUUAAUGUUUUUACCACCUGGACAUGUCCUUGAUCUAUCGCCUGAAAAUAAGGCAAAUUCUAUCUACAUUACUUCCCCUACUGGCAGUAAAAUCAUAAUCAAUACAGAUGAAGGAAAGAUUACUUUUGAAUAAAGC
Messenger RNA from Gilbertella persicaria, 1312 nucleotides. RefSeq lists its product as uncharacterized. The transcript is spliced from 2 exons. Lineage: Eukaryota; Fungi; Mucoromycota; Mucoromycetes; Mucorales; Choanephoraceae. Gene Ontology annotation, biological process: regulation of DNA-templated transcription. The record is from RefSeq and is a predicted model, not a curated record. Bases 39 to 1067 code for a protein of 342 amino acids.